This is a messenger RNA of Hippopotamus amphibius kiboko, 436 nucleotides long. Its product is annotated as platelet factor 4-like. Gene Ontology annotation, biological process: cellular response to lipopolysaccharide; inflammatory response; chemokine-mediated signaling pathway. NCBI's taxonomy places the organism in Eukaryota, Metazoa, Chordata, Mammalia, Artiodactyla, Hippopotamidae. The transcript is spliced from 3 exons. Gene Ontology annotation, molecular function: chemokine activity; CXCR chemokine receptor binding. Bases 1 to 354 code for a protein of 117 amino acids. Gene Ontology annotation, cellular component: extracellular region. The record is from RefSeq and is a predicted model, not a curated record.
AUGAGCCUGACGACCAGCACCCGCGCCUCCCGCCCGCGGCCCAGCGUCGGGCCGCUGCUCCUGGGGCUGCUGCUCCUGCCGGCCAUCGCCCUGGCCCAGGAGUCGUCCCUCCCCAUCAUCCCUGCCCCACCCUCAGUAGACCCUGAAGCUGGAGAUGGAGACCUGCGCUGCGUGUGUAUGAAGACCACCUCUGCAGUCCGUCCCAAGCUCAUUUCCAGCCUGGAGGUGAUCGGGGCCGGACUCCACUGCCCCAGCCCCCAACUGAUAGCUACGCAGAAGAACGGGAGGAAACUUUGCCUGGACCCGCAGAAUCCUCUGUAUAACAAAAUAAUCAGAAAACUUUUACAGAGUUAGCUCUUAAAUCUGUACUUUUUAAGAGACAGCUGCCUAAAUCUGUACUUUUGCUAUACAAAGUUUCUUCUUUUUUUUAUUUUUC